This is a messenger RNA of Hirsutella rhossiliensis, 1164 nucleotides long. Its product is annotated as CRAL/TRIO domain-containing protein. The record is from RefSeq and is a predicted model, not a curated record. The transcript is spliced from 4 exons. Lineage: Eukaryota; Fungi; Ascomycota; Sordariomycetes; Hypocreales; Ophiocordycipitaceae. The coding region runs from base 1 to 1164 and encodes 387 amino acids.
AUGUGGAGCAUCGCAAGCCGAAGGGCGAGUCCGGCCGAGCGGCCUCCCCGGCAUCCCCAGGGCCAUGUCGGCCACCUGACCUCUGCACAGGACGAGGCCCUCGAGCAGCUCAAGAAGCUCAUGGAGGAGCACGGGCUGUGGGACAGGGGACCGUCCACGACGCACGACGACGCGACUUUGGUUCGCUUCCUCCGCGCGCGACGUUGGAUUGUCCAAGACGCUGCCAAGCAGUUCAAGGAGACGCAGGAGUGGCGCAACAGCAUCGACCUCGACCAUCUCUACCAGACCAUCGACGUCGACAUCUGGGAUCGGACGCGUUGGAUGGUUUUCCAAUGGACCGGUCGACGAGACCGCCACGGCCAUCCCAUCUACCUCUUCGACCUGGGCGCCAUCGAGGUGAGCAACGUUUACGGGUGUGAACGCCUCCUCAACGACUCGGACAUCCUGGGCUCGCGGCGUACCAUGCCACCCUGCACCCAUGUGCCCGGCCGCACUCACCCGGAUGUGCCCGUCACCAUGGUGACGGGCAUUGUCGACGUCUCCGGCUUCUCCUUCAAGACGUUCUGGUCCCUCUACAGCCACGCCUACAUGCUCUGUCGCCUCUUCUUCGGACACUACCCGGAGACGGUCUCGCGCAUGUUUCUUGCCGGCGCCUCGCCCGUCUUUAGCAUCAUUUGGAACUAUGUGAGACGAUGGAUCGACCCUGUCUCAAGCGCAAAGAUUGUCAUCCUCCGGCCCGACGAGGUCAAGGCCGCCCUCGAGGCCGUCAUCGACUCGCGCGACAUACCCGUCAAGUACGGCGGUGAGCUCGACUUUGCCUACGGCCAGCAGCCCGCCCUCGAUCCGGCGAUUGACUCGCUUCUCGACUGGGAGCCGGGCUUCGACAAGUUCCCCAUCUGCCCCGUCCUGUGGGAGGACACGGACGACGGCGAGCGCAUAGCCUGUUUCACCUGCGGCACCAAAGACGGCCAGCCGCGGAGGCAGCGCGUGUGUACCAUGCGCAAGAUGCGGCCGGGCGACGACGACGCGCGGGCCUCGGUGGCCGUCGUUUCUCCUGCCGGCGACAAGCUGGAGCUGGCUGGCGCGGAACAGCCCCAGCAGAAGUUGAAUGGUCACAUCUCCGUCAUUCCUCCCGCGGCCAAGGAAAACGCAACAAGUGAGUGA